AUGUUUGGUGUGGGUCGCCGUUGGUCUGGAACUCCCAUUUCCGAGUUGAAGCCACUUUGGUACCAUCCCUCUUCGGAAUUGGUUCUUCACGACUAUCAUCUAGUUCUCUUCGUUGAUGAGCGCUGUGUCAAAGAAGAUUCAAUGUCUCUGGAAGUGAUUAGCUUAGAACCCCUGGCUGAAUUACGAGCCAAGUACCUCAGUAUGAACCAAUACCUCCAGAUCCGAUACGCCAAAGCAAUACCGGAGACUCUCAACGAGCGGCGACGGCUGAAUCAGGUAGGGUAG
Molecule: messenger RNA, 285 nt
Organism: Parastagonospora nodorum SN15
Lineage: Eukaryota; Fungi; Ascomycota; Dothideomycetes; Pleosporales; Phaeosphaeriaceae
Exons: 3
Coding region: 1-285 (94 amino acids)
Source: RefSeq, a predicted model, not a curated record